This is a messenger RNA of Paecilomyces variotii, 859 nucleotides long. RefSeq lists its product as hypothetical. The transcript has 2 exons. The record is from RefSeq and is a predicted model, not a curated record. The coding region runs from base 74 to 754 and encodes 226 amino acids. NCBI's taxonomy places the organism in Eukaryota, Fungi, Ascomycota, Eurotiomycetes, Eurotiales, Thermoascaceae.
UUUUUUUGCAUGCUUUAUCUUAUCUUUUUGGGUGGCGGGGAGCGUAUCUAGAAGCGGGGAGGGCCUUGAAUAUAUGUACAUACUAACAACCAGCCAGUUCCCUUAUCCAUGCAUUGGCAUGUUCAGAUUUCUUGAUCUAAGCAUUCCCAGCUCACCGUACUAUAAUGAGGUGAUUGAGAGGCUGAGGGCAGGAGAGAUAUUCUUGGAUCUAGGCUGCUGCUUUGGACAGGAGCUUCGUCAGUUGGCCUUCGAUGGUGCUCCUUCUGAAAACCUCUACGGCUCUGACCUCCGCCUGGACUUCAUGGAACUCGGGUACGACCUCUUCCUCGACAAAGACAAGCUAAAGUCACGCUUCAUCGCCUCCGACAUCUUUGACCCGGCCUCCGCCCUGCUCAAAGAACUCUCUGGAAAGGUCGACAUCAUCCACACGGGUUCAUUCUUCCAUCUCUUCGACUGGGACCAGCAGGUGGCAAUUGCAAAGCAGGCCGUGAGCAUUCUGCGACACAGGCCGGGUUCUCUGAUCGUUGGAAGACAAGUCGGACAUGUAGAAGCGAAGGAAGAUCCGCGUCGUUCGGGAGCCGGGUUGAGAUAUAAACAUAACCCGGAGAGCUGGCAGAAGUUAUGGGACCAGGUGGGGAGCGAGACGGGUUCGAAGUGGAAAGUGGAGGCGUAUGCGGAACCUUUCAAUCACGGGAUGAGGCUUGUUCAUGAUGAAGGAACGAUUAGAUUACGAUUUGCAGUGAGACGCUUGUAGAUGGUUAGACACGUUGGGAUAGAUAUCAGGUAUUGAGAGGGGAUGCGGACCUAACGUUGGAUAGAAACGGUAUACAUAUAUCUAUGUGCAUAGCAAUGAGGAAAG